This is a messenger RNA of Chlamydomonas reinhardtii, 6462 nucleotides long. RefSeq lists its product as uncharacterized. Bases 315 to 5666 code for a protein of 1783 amino acids. Lineage: Eukaryota; Viridiplantae; Chlorophyta; Chlorophyceae; Chlamydomonadales; Chlamydomonadaceae. The record is from RefSeq and is a predicted model, not a curated record. The transcript is spliced from 6 exons.
AUGCUAGCCUUGCACAAAAGAGUUACUGGACAUCCAGGCGCAAGUAACACAGCGGACGCCGAAGCGAGCGAGGUGCCUUCCCUCGCGCUGACCACCAGCGCGCCUGCGUGGUUAGGGGCUUUUUGGCCGGUCUAGCGGCAAUGUAUUAAAUAUACGUUAAGACUACGUCGCUGCUCAGUAGGGGGUGCCGGGGUGCACAUUUGGGUGAAACCCGACGCGCAAGUGUGCCGAUUAUGUGGCGACCUGCCUCCUGUGGCGCCAGUCGCCGUGGACGACACAUCUACCUUGUACCGCACGUCCUGCUGCUCGCUGCCAUGUUGGUCACCCAACCAGCGGCGGCGGCCGGCUCGCCGGCGGCCCCCGGUCCUCGCACUGCCCGUCGCGGCCUCCGGCAACAACAGGGCGUGACUGACGGCACGACAUCGGCGGCACCAGACGCCGGGCCGGUGGGCAUCCCGCCGCAAAUCUUGGACCCGUACGGAGCAGCACUGACGUCGCUGUUGCAGCCGCGGCCGACGCACGUGACGGCAGCGGCGGCAUCCGCGGCCUCCCUGCUAACUGCCGUCUAUGGGCUGACGGCCGUCAUUGAUGAUGAGCUGACGCAGCAAAUGGGGGCGGCGGCCGAUGCAGGGACAAUUAGCAGUGCAAAUGAAGCUGUUGGAUCCCUAACCAGCACAACGGAUUGGGAGGCGGCCCUUCUAUUGAGGCUGCCACCGGUUUCUACGGCGGACGGCGCAGCCGCCGUGGUGGUGCAGACCCAUGUGGCUGUGACGGCGUUGCGUGUGACGGCGCCUGCCAUCCUCCUGCCCGCCUCGGUGCCCUGUCAUGGGGCAAGCCUGGACGACCUGCGCUCGCGGCUGACGGUCGCGGCGCAGCGCUUGGCGGCCGCCGCCAAUGACACCAGCAGCGCCAUCCAGGCCAGCGCCAGCGUUACCUGCGAAGGAGCGCCGCGCCCGCCGGAGCCGCCCGGCGCUCAGGCGCCUCCACCUCCUGACGAGCCUGCCUAUGAUGCGGCCUCGGUUGGAGACCCCAUUCAUGCAGACUGGACGGCGGCGCAUCGGCGGCAACGGCGGCGCGGAUCACGGCUGUUGCUGCAGCAAGCAGUGACCGGCAGGGGCGCUGGUAGCCCCGGCGCCUCUGCAGUGCCUGCUAGCAGCGCCACAGCUAGCGAUUGCGCCACUGUUUUGGGGUCCAGCAUCUCACAGGCGGGGACGGCGGGUCUACUACCGGGUCAGUCGCUGCUCCGCGUGUCGGUACGGCUGGAUGUCACGGCGCCAAGCGCGGUGCCCGCUCAAGCGAACUCGGGUAGCCAUGGUGGUGGCAGCGGCGGCGCUCUGGAUGCCGUGAGCGGACUGGCGGCUGCGAAGGAGGUGGCGUCAGCCCUAGCCGCAUGGCGCACCUCUGCCGCUUCCAACGUCACCAGAAACGCUAUCAGCAGCAGCGCUGCGAGCAGUGCAAGCGGCGCAAGCUCAUCAGAAGUCCUGGCUGCUCUGGAAGGACUGUGCAUUCCCUCCGCAAUGCACUUGACAGUGCUCGCCGAGGCGUUAGUGGCUUACGAGGUGCCGCUGUCAGUCGCCGGUCGCACCGCCUACCUACAGACCUGCACUUGGGCCGCCGGCUGGGGCGCGUCCCGCGCUAUUGCCUCUGGCGACAACAGUAGCAGUAGCAGCGGAACGCCGUUCCUCAUGUCACGUGCCAUUGCUGCAUCUGCUGUAACCGCUUCCUCGCCGCAGCAGGCAGCUCCGCUGCCGCGUCCUCCUGUGGGCCUGGCGGCAUCGCAGGGCAUGGCCCCAACCGCUGUUGUUGCGUGCGAGGUUUCUGACGUGGCGCUUCCGGUCGCGCCUCUGGCGGAUGGCGACAGUAGCAGUGGCAGUAGCCGUUUGACGCUGCUACAGCCUCCGGCCGCUCUGCUGAACUCCAGCAGCCCAGCUGCCAUCCUGUACGCGCGCUGGGAGGAGUCUGUGCCCGAGUCUGUGCUACUCCCAAGCGGCAUUGUCAGCCACAGCAAUAGCAGCAGUAGCAACACCAGCACAUUAGUCAACGUAGCGCCGCGGUCAAUGGCCCUGGCGGAGCGAUACGUGGGGGCGGUAGAGGCGCGGGUGGGGGCGCUGCGCGUGGACGUGCCAGCUGUUUUGCUUCCAGAGCAGCUUCCGUGCUCCGCUGCUGAGCUGCAGCAGCUCCGAACCUUGUUGGCCGCCGCAGCGCAGCGGCUGAUGCUGUCAGCUGCAGGAGUCGCGCCAUCGGCUGCGCAGUCGCCUGUGACCGACAGCAGCGGCGUCAAUGUCACGUGCGUCACGGCGCCCGACCCGCCUUUGCCGCCCGCGGCGCCGCCCGCGGCUCCGCCCGUGGCCGUUGGCUCUGAUGCCAUCCCUGCUAACCUGCACGUGAGGCGGCGCCUUCAGCAGGGUAUCACCUCCAGUAACAGACGCGUUGGCCAGGGCAGCAGCAGGCAGCUGCUGCAGCAAGACACAGCCGGCACCAUCAGCAGCAGCGGCAGCGCCGGCUGUGUCAAUCCCGCCGCCACCACCCCAGAGCUGCUGCCGCCAGGGCAAUCGCUACUGCUGGUUUCGCUGCGGCUGUGGCCGGACCUUGGCGCCGCAGCGGCGGCUGCAGGCGCCGCUAGAUCUGGAUCUGCGGCUGGAGAGGAGGCGUUGGAGGUCGUGAGUGGCGUUGCAGCUGCGGGCGCCGUCGCAGAGGCGCUGCAGGUGUGGCGCAAUGUUACGGCUGCUGCCAACGGAUCACUCGUCACCGCAACAGCAGCUGCUGCCUUGGCGGCAGCGGGGCUGUGCCUCCCGCCAGCCGAGCAGCUGGCCGUCAUUGUGGAGGCGCAAGUGACGUACCGAGUCCCUCUGGCCGCUGCCGGACGCGAUGCCUACUACCAGGCCUGCAACGCCAGCGCCAGAGCCGAGGCCGCCGCCGCUGCAAACGCCGCCGCCGCUGCGGCGGCAGCGCCUGCGGCGGCGGGAGCGACUGCUGCAGUCGCCGGCGGCACGGGCAGCGGUGGCAGUGCCAACACGCCGUCGCCUGGCGCGUCGCUACCGGCGGGCUCGCUUGGGGGUAUGGCCGCCUCGGGAGGCUCCAUUCUAGACUCAGUUGCGAGUGCGACGUCAACUGCAUCGCAAUCAGGUGCAGUCAGCAGCACCAUGAGCGGUGACUCCAUGGACACUGCGGUGUCAUCCCCUAAGGCUGCGGCCGUCGCUAGCACGCUGGCCGCUACGGACGCGGCUCUGGGCAUGACCGGUGUCUCGCUGUGCCGGGUGGUGGACGUUUGGCCGGGCGUAACUGGCCUUCCGAUUGAUCCCGGCUCCAUCUGGGCUCCCUUCGACACCGACAAGCCCCUUACCGCCGCACCCACCCCCGACGGCAGCGCCGCCCCUGCCGAGUCUGACGACAGCACCGUCGCCACCCAGUUGUCCAGCCCCGGUGUCAUUAUCGCUUUCACCUUCGCCGCCAUCAUCCUGGUCCUGACUGCGGUCGUGGUCACUCUGCACGCGAUCCGCCGCAAGCGCCGCGCGCGCCGCACGGCUGUGUAUCUGACAGAUGAGGAGAAGGCUGCGGCGGCGGCGGCAGCUUCCGCCGCCUCCGCGCUGCAGCGCGCGCUGUCGCGCCGUGGCUGGCGGCACGGCAAGAAGAAGCUGCCUGGCGGCGGCAAGGCGGCGGCGGCGGCGCCUGGGCUGCCGGCGCUGCAGGAGGAUUGGCAAGCGGAAGAGGAAUGGGAUGAGCAGUUCCGACAGCGGCAGCAAGAAAUGUUUAACAGCUUGUAUGGCGGGGCUGCGGCAGCCGGCAUCAUCAAGGUCCCCUCGCGGUCGGCGGCGGCGGCUGUCUCAGCAACGGUCACGGCGGUGCCGAUGCUGGGUGGCGCCGCGGGGGAGGCCAAGGGCCUUGGGACAUCAGAGAUCGAGCCAGCGUUCGAUGACCCAUCGCCCCGGCGAACAUCCAGGGCGGGAACUCAGCAUUCUCUGAGUAGUAACGGCAUGGCCGGCGGCGGCAGCGACCACGGCAGAGGCAACAACACAGCAGCAGCUGCAGCAGACGGUGAUAGUACCAUGCCAGCGUCAACCCCCGAGGCGCACGUCCCGGCGCCGUAUGGCCCCGGCGCAGAUGACGUCGCCGCGGUUCUGGCAACACCAGUGGCGCCAGACGCCGGCGCCAGCAGACGUCUCACGGACAGUGGCGGCGCCAGCGCCAGCGGCACCACCGUCCUGACGGCCAGCGCGCCCCAGGUGCUGCGAAUGCCAGCAGUCCGGCCCCCAAGCCUGCGGCGGCAAGCGCCGCCGCCAAGCCCAGCAGCCACUAAUUUGCGGGUUAUGUCUGCCUUCGCGCCGGCCGCGUCUGCACGACCUGUCUUUGCCGCCGACGCGACUGCGCUUGGCGGCGGUCCUGCUACUGCCGCCUCCCCGGCACGCACCGCUUCGGAUGCGUGGCGGUCAGCAAGUGGUGAGGUUGCUCUACCGGUACCUCCGAGGCCCUCCAUGAGUGGCGCGGCCUUGAUUGCUACAGCUGCUGGCAGCAGCAGCGGCGGCAGUAGCAGCAGUGAUGCCGGCAGUGCUGCACCAUCGACUGCGGCGUGCGCCUCUCGGCCUAGCACCGCUGACUCAGCUGAGGAGGAGCCCGGCGGGCCAGGCACGCGGGGGCCUUCUGCUGCGGGCACACCCGUGAAGCACCAGCAGCACCAACAGCAUCAGCAGCUGUUGCUACAGCCGCAGCAGCCGCAGCAGCAGCGCCUUGUGCCCAGGCUCAGCUCCAGGCUGCUGACCACGCGACAGUCCUGGACGGCUGAGAGCCUUGCUACAGGCGCAGCGGCUGCCACUGCCGCGUCUCCUGCCGCCCUCCGCUCUAGCACAGGAACGCUUGCGUCACCGCAGCCGCUGGCUGCCGCGCAUUCACCCCCACCCCCCGAGCGCUUGUUUUAUACUUACAUCGGCGGACGGGCCAAAAUGACAGACCUCGGUAGCAACACAUGCGACAGCCCAGCCGCUGCCGCCGCUGCUGCCGCGUCAUCGCCGUUCGGCGGUGAUCGCGGCCUUGGCGGCAGGAAGAGCAUGGGGCUGCGCCGCUCCAUGUCAACCGCUGUCACGUCGAGCCUCAUGGCCAGUGCCUCUCAUGCGCUUCAGCAAUCAUCAUCAGGCCGCGCACAGGAUGGGGCUCCAGAGCAAAGGAUGCGUCGCAGCGACAGUGGACCUGGUGGCGGUGGCGGGGUGCUGGAGUCACUCAUGGCAACGGCGGGGCGUCGACUGGGCGGCCUGGCCCGUAGCCGCUCUGCCCGUCUGCGCCAGCCGAAGGAGUACCUCAGUUCGGUUAUGGAGCUUGGAUCCGGAGUUACCGGUCUUACGAUUCCAGUCCCCGAGGAGGAUUCUGAUGCUGCUGGAUCCGACAUCGAGCACGGCGCAUUGCCGACCAUGGCAGCACCUCAUGCUACUGCCGACGGAAGCGGCGAACUGGAUGGGCCGCAGCAACUGCAGGCGCCGGCAGCGCCGCUGCCGUGGGCGGGUGUUGGUCCGGGAGCGGGGACGAUGUUGAGGGGCGUGGCGAGCCCCUUCGGGAAGGCUGCUGCAGGCAAGGGGUUUGACAGGGCCGGAGGCGGUCUGGGUAUCGCACGCGGUGGGCCCGCUGCAAUGCUGUCGCCUGCACGUGCAACUUCAGCGGCCCCUGAACUGCUUAAUUAGCUAGGCAGCUCAAGUUUUUGCCCGCUAUAGGAGUUCAUUAGGUGGGCUUGUUAUGCGGGCGCUUACACAGCUACUAAUCUCGAACCCUGUUACCUUUGCGAAGCGCUGCGUCAUGACCAAGUAUUGACUUGCCGGGACACCUAGGUCAGCAUAGGGUGCAUGCUGGUCAGCGAAACUACGCCAACGCUCGAAUGCCCUUUCGACUGAGUGUGCUGCUUGGCUGCACGAUUGCAGCAGAACUGUGUCUGCUUGUAUUGAUGCUUGUGAGGACCAUUACUGGUUGACGGCGCCAUGGAAUCGUUUUAGCCUGUACGCAUUGACGACGCUAGUGCUGGUUGGUUGGGGCCAGGCUACUGGGACGGAAGAGUGUGUGUUCGUGUGUGCCCGGGAGCGUUGCAUUGAGACUGAGUGAUUGAGUGAUUACUGCCGGAUGGCGAGUCAACAGCGGGUUGGCCCUCGGUCGGCGUGGGUGGGUACAACGUAAACGCGUUAAGUGGACGCGGUGCGCGCAUUUGCUUUGAUAGCUUCGACGUUGCAAGGCACUUUACAGGCUAGACUUGCAGAGCAGGAUGAACCGAGCUUGUUACGUAUUCCAGGCUGCAUUCCAGUGCACCCAGGGAUGCAUUCCAGUGCACCCAAAUGCAUUCGCAUUACUCCCCCUACAAUGAAGAGUCAGGAAGGCGCCUCACAAUACACGUGCCCCCACGUGAACAGCAUUCCCUUCAGGCCGGCUCGCGGUGUGGGUGCGGUGUGCCCCCGCUUGUCGGACUGUCCCUUCUUGUAAUGUCGCAUUCAU